ACAUCCUCCAAAAAUCAGACCUCAAAUCCGCAAUUACAGCUCUCAUCGCACCGCAACUCCUCCUCCUUUCCUUUACAACGGUGGCUAACGGCGGCGGUUGUGGCGGCGGCGGUGGUGGUUGUGCAGGUGGAUGGCAAGAAGCAACAAGUACACCUCCCUCAAUUUCAAUGGAAUUUUCGAGAAAAAGCUGAGCAACAACAAUCAUCAAUCCACCACCAACACCCCUUCCUCCGCUAAAUCAUUCUCCAAUCAGAGCAAAACCGUCUUAUCCAAUUCUCGGAUCCAUGGACAUAUGCUCGUUUUGACCAAACCCACGCCCAAGCCCAUCUCCAUCCCUCACAAAUCCCAAAUUAAGGAGCAGAUCUCCUCUCCGCCUCCAGAUCCAAUUAAACCCGAUUCGAUCUCCUUACGCCCGCAGGGCCGGAUCGGAUCCGCUCCGCUGCUGAGCUCGUCAGCCUUGCCUUCUCCUGUGUCGCCGCUGCCGUCAAAGUUCGUGCCGCCGCAUCUCAGGCCGGGUUUCGUCGGGAAAGAGGAGAAGCCGGGGCCGGACCUCGUCAAGGGCGGUUUUAAGGCUAAGCCGGAUUUCAGAGGACAGAGACCGGGUCAGGGUCAGGAUCCGGGGAAUUACCGGUCCGCAGCGAUCGAGGGUAGACCGAAAUCGGGAGGUGGAUAUGACCCGAUAAGGAGAGGCCGUGAGUUUUCGGAUCCGAACCGCCCUAGUUCGAGUGGGAACCGGCCCAAUUCUAGUGGAUGAUGGUGGGGAUUCAGUCUGUGGAGUUGUGGGUGUGGUAGAAUGCUUCAACUCUUUUCGGAAUGGAACAUGGAUGGAUUCUAACACAGCCGUCAGCUUUAUCGCCAGAGUGUUUCUUGCUUUGAGCUUUGAUAAGUAUCUUCUAUCUUAGGUCCUUUUCAAACAAUGUCAAUAAUAAAGGAGACAACUUUGAACUGUAAUAUUUUCUUUUGUAAUGCUGUGUGUUACACUGAUUAUUGUGAAAAUAUUUUGGAGGAAUCGUAUUUCCUUCCUAUCUGUA
This is a messenger RNA of Salvia hispanica, 1031 nucleotides long. Its product is annotated as proteophosphoglycan-like protein. Lineage: Eukaryota; Viridiplantae; Streptophyta; Magnoliopsida; Lamiales; Lamiaceae. The record is from RefSeq and is a predicted model, not a curated record.